AUGCGGGAGAUGAGCAGCAAAAGAAGACAAGAGAGCAGCAGCUGUGUCUCUUCUGCUGCUGAAGAAGCAAGUUACUGGAGGGGACUUAGCCAGCAGCAGCAGCAGCAGCAGCAGCAGCAGCAGAUGCAGAUGCUGCUGCUGCUGCUGGUGCCAGCAGAGCAGCAGGCCUUGAACGAUCAGCACCAGCAGCAGCAGCAACAGCAGCAGCAGCAAGAAGAGCAUAGGCUGUGGCAGCCCGACGCCUUUCUUCAGCAGCAACAGCAGCUGCAGCAGCAGCAACAACUUCACCAGCAGCAUCAGCAACUCCAGCAGCAGCAGCAGCUCCAGCAACAGCACCAACUGCAGCAGCAGCAGCAACUGCAGCAGCAGCAGCAACUGCAGCAGCAGCAGCAACUGCAGCAGCAGCAGCAACUGCAGCAGCAGCAACACAUGUUUCCCCAUUUGCAGCAACAGUACAGGAGCUCGGGAUGUACCUACACUGAUGUGCCUGCACUGCCAGGAACUGCAGCAGCAGCAGCAACAAGAACAGCAGCAGCAGCAGCAGCAGCAGAAGCGGCAGCAGCAAAAGGACAACCAGCGCCAGCAGCAGCAGAAGCAGCAGCAGAAGCAGCAGCAGCAGCAGCAGCAGCAGCAGCAGCAGCAGCAGCAGCAGAAGCCACUAACGGCCUCGCCUAUGACAAGGCCCCACAAUAUGUGGCAGGCCCUCAUCAAGAGCCCUUCAGCUGCGCACCCACAGCAGCAACAGCAGCAACAGCAGCAACAGCAGCAGCAGCAGCAGCAGCAGCAACAGCAGAAGCAGCAACGACAGAAGCAGCAGCAGCUGCUGCGGCAGCAAAAGCAGCAAGGACAGUAGCAGAUGAAGGCUUUCGCGAGCAGCGGCUGCUGCUCCCAGGCGUCUCGUCAGUACUGCACCCCCUGCAGCAGCAGCAGCAGCAGCAGCAACAGCAGCGGCAGCAGCAGCAGCAGCAGCAGCAGCAGCAAGACAGUGCCGAGACUGGCCGCAGCGUCGACAGCAGCAACAUGGAGUCCCUAGUGCAGCGGCUCUUAGACUGCACUCAAGAACCGCAACAGCAACAGCAGCAGCAGCAGCAGCAGCAGCAGCAGCAGCAGCAACAGCAGCCAAGCGCUGCAGAAGAUAUAGCAGCAGCAGCAGCUGCAGCUGCAGCAGUCACUCCAGGUGCAGCCGCACCGUAUCAAGCUUCGAGGCAUUCCCCAGUGUCUCAGCAGCAGCAGCACCAGCAGCACCAGCAGCAGCAGCAGCAGCAGCAGCAGCAGCAGCAAGAGAAGACGGCAAAUCUGCUGCUGCAGUUGUGGGAGCAGAUGCAGCCAAAGGAGGUUUUGCCCACAGCUGCAGAGACGCAGGAGCUGCUGCUUCACCUGAAGCAGCUGUUUGUUGACUUCAGCAGCAAACGGCAGCAGCAGCAGCAGCAGCAGCAACUGCAGCAGCAGCAACAGCAACUGCAGCAGCAGCAUCAGCAGCAGCAACAGCAGCAGCAGCAGCUGCAGCAGCAACAGCAGCAGGAACUGCAGCAACAGCAACAGCAGCAGCAAUUGCAGCAGCAGCAGCUGCUGCAGCACCAACAGCAGCAGCGACUGAAGCAGCACCAGCAGCAGCCACACGAGCAGCUCCAUCAAUUACACCAGCAGCCGCUGCAGCAGCAGCAGCAGCAGCAGCAGCACCAGGAGCGGCUGCAGCAGCAAAGUUUAUCAUAUCCAUCCGGAGCCUGCCACUUGGGCAACGCCGCCAAGCAGCAGCAGCAGCAGCAGCAGCAGCAGCAGCACGAAAGCCAGCUGCAGCGGGAGCUGCAGCAAGCGCCCUCUAGAAGUGUAAGUUUCAUUUUGCAGCAGCAACAGCAGCAGCAAAAACGAGAGCAGCAGCAGCUGCUGCAGCAGAGCCAGCAUGCCUCUCAUGCGCAGCGAGCGCAGCAAGCUGAACAGCAGCAGCAGCUUCAGCAGCAGGAGCUGCAGCUCCUGCAGCAGCAGGUCCAGCAGCAGCAGCAGCAGCAGCAGCAGCAGCAGCAGCAAUAUUCCCCGCAGGCAUUACAGCGGGAGGCCCUCACCCAUUCUGCUGCUGCUGCACCCAAAGAGCAGCAGCAGCUGUGCAAGCAGGCUGAGCAGCACCAGCACCUGCUGCUGCAGCAGCAGCAGCAGCAGCACCAACAGCUGCAGCAGCAGCUACUGCAGCAGCAGCAGCAAGCAUCUGCAGGCACUUGGAGCAGCAGCCAGCAGCAGCAACAGCAACAGCACUACUGGGGUGCUGCAGCGCUGCAGCUGCCUGCUGCUGGGGCCCCGCUGCCGCAACCCUGCAGCAGCAGCAGCAGCAGCUGCAGCAGUUACGGCAGCAGCUGCAGCAGCAGUUACAGGUGCAGCGCAAGCAGCAGCAGCAGUUACAGCAGCAGCAGUAGUUACAGCAGCAGCGCCUGCCCAACCAGCAGCUGCAGCAGCAGCAGCAGCUGCAGCAGCUACAGCAGCAGUAGCUGCCCAAGCACCAUCUGCAGCAGAAGCAGCAGCAGCAGCAGCAGCAGCAGCAGCAGCAGCAGCAGCAGCUGGCCGUUCCCGGCCCCACCUCCGUACCCAUUUGCUGCAGCAGCACUCAAAAGCCGCACAGGGGGGGCCCCGGGGGGCCCCCUGAGGGGCCCCCUGAGGGGCCCCCCUAGAGAUAGCCUUGGGGGCCCCCCUAGGGGGCCCCCUGGGGCCCUUCUUGGGGGCCCCCUGGGGGGCCCCCUCGGGGGCCCCCCAGUAGCCCCUGCUGGGGGGCCCCCCUUGGGGGCCCCCGGGGGCCUCAUUCGCGAGGCAGCAGCAGCAGCCUAA
Eimeria necatrix is the source of this 2811-nucleotide messenger RNA. RefSeq lists its product as hypothetical. Lineage: Eukaryota; Apicomplexa; Conoidasida; Eucoccidiorida; Eimeriidae. Bases 1 to 2811 code for a protein of 936 amino acids. The transcript has 2 exons. The record is from RefSeq and is a predicted model, not a curated record.